This is a messenger RNA of Aegilops tauschii subsp. strangulata, 1778 nucleotides long. RefSeq names its product aspartic proteinase nepenthesin-1-like. Gene Ontology annotation, cellular component: extracellular region. The record is from RefSeq and is a predicted model, not a curated record. NCBI's taxonomy places the organism in Eukaryota, Viridiplantae, Streptophyta, Magnoliopsida, Poales, Poaceae.
CACCCACUCCUCCUCGGCGGGCGUCCAUGUGCACGUCGCUGCGGCGUCCCCUCCUGCAAAUAUCCGUAUCGUGCUGGACAUCCAGGGAGAGACAGAGACACUGAGACAGACACACAAUGGCCGUAGCAAUGCCAGCUGCGCUUCUCCUGCUUCUCCUCCUGGUCGCGCCGCCGGCGGCGGGCUCGUCGGAGGCGGCAGUCCGGCCGAACCCCAAGAUCGUCAACUGGGUCGCAGGCAACGCCCGCGCCUCCACGCCCGACAGCUUCGGCUCCCUCAUCUUCGACCUCUCCGUCGGGACGCCGCGGCAGACCCUCUCCUUCGUCAUGGACAUCACCGAGCAGCUCGUCUGGGCGCAGUGCCGGGAACAUGGGUUCGCGCAGUCGCAGGCGCCCACCUUCAGGCCCGGCAGCUCCUUCGCCCCGAUUGGCUGCAACGACACGGCAUGUCAGAGCCUGGCCCAGCCCCCCGACGACAACUGCACCCAUCCCGACGACCACUGCAAGUACGCAUGGGACUUCCAGCGCCGCGGCAGCGGCGCCAUGUCCGGCUACCUCGCCACCGAGACGUUCAGCUUCGGGGCCAAGUCCGUCCCCGGCAUGGUGUUCGGCUGCAGCGACAACGUCAUGGUGCGGGCCCUCGGCGGCGUCUCUGGCUUCGCCGGAUUCAGCAGGGCCCCCCUCUCCCUCGUCUCGCAGCUCCACGUCUCCAAGUUCUCCUAUUUCAUCGACCACAACAACGGCGACGACAGCAGCUUCCUCAGCCUGGGCGACGCGGGCGCCGCGCAGGCUAUGGGCAACAACAGCACGCCGCUGCUGCCAGCCACGACCAGACAGGACAGUUACCUCUACUACGUCAAUCUCACCGGCAUUCAGGUCGACGGGGAGCUCCUCGCCGACAUCCAGGCGGGGACCUUCGCCGUCCAGGAAGACGGCUCCGGCGGGGUGUUCCUCAGCACAACAAUUCCCUACACCUUCCUCCAAGAGGCCGCGUACAAGGUUCUGAAGCAGGAGCUCGCGAGCAGGAUUCGGUCACAGGGCGUAGCUCCGAUGAACGCCACAGCCGACGACCUGUGCUUCCUCAAGGAGAACUUUCGCAGCGUCAAGGUUCCGAGGCUAGCGCUGGUGUUCGAUGGCGCCGACGCGGCGAUGGAGCUCAAUGUGAAGAACUACUUCUCCAUCUACGACGAAUGGCGCACGUGCCUCACCAUACUGCCGUCGCCGAACGGCGCGGCGGCCGUCCUGGGCAGCCUGCUGCAGACGGGCAGGACCAUGACCUACGACAUUCAUGGCGACGGCGGCCAGCUGACAUUCGAGCCGGUGGCAGCGGGUGGCUCGGCGCCGGCGCAUGCGGGUGGCCCGGACCCGGCGCCGGCCCAUGCGCAUGCGGGUGCCCCUGCGCCGGCGCAUGCGUCGCUCGUCAUAACAGCCACUCUUCUGGCCUGGGUGCUCCUCCUCCAGCAGUUCUAGAGAGAUCACGCGGCAAUAAUCCUGGAGGAGAUCGAUGAUGUUAAUCGCACACAAUGAUGCACAUGUGUUGUGUUGGUCUGCGUACGUGUGUAGUUCUCUGUUGGACAUCUGCAUGUGUUGUGUUGGUCUACGUGUGCAGUUCUCUGUUGGACAUCUGCAUGUGUUCACUACCAAGCUAGCUAUCCUAGAGUGCAUGUCUUGUUGCUUGUUGCUUUAGCCAUUGUAGUCUCUGCCGUUGAUGAACCCAGGAAGACAUUUCUUGAUGUUAAAUAGUGCUUAGCGCAUUUUCAACACGGACCCUUAAACUGUAAA